CAUCACCUGAUUCUGAGGCCAUGAACUCCUCCAGAGGAAUUGUUGGAUAUACCACUGAAGAGCUAACAGUUGGAUGGACUGACCCUAUCAACGCUAUUCCCAUCGCUGUUAUAGCAGUUUGCUUGUCUUUCUUCGGUUCUCCAAGAAACAAGACAGCAGCAUGGACUCUCUUCAAUAGCGCCAUUAUACACAGUUGGAUGGACGGGUUGGUAGGCUCUUUGGGACGUGGUCCUUUGUGGAUGGUGAAUGAGUACACAACAUUGGAUUCUCGAUUUUGGCCAACUCAGGAUUCAACCGUCAUGGCAAUGUCAAUGUUUGAACUUUUGGUGAUGGGACCACUUGCAUUUGCUUGGUACGGAGCUAUUCAACAGGAUCGUUGGUAUCAGCAUCCUCUUUGUCUUGUUGUCAGCUCAUUUCAUAUGAUGGGUGACUUCAUGUAUAUGUUCGCUGAAGCAUGGGAUGAAUUCAAGCAUUUGCCUGUGAAGUUUCCGCUUCAGUUUAAUUCAUAUUAUGAGUUCAAGUAUUUUUGGUUUGUUUUUAUUGGCCUCAAUCUUAUCUGGUUUAUUGUUCCACUUACACUCAUGUACAAGAGUCUUCAGGCAAUGAAACCAAAAGAAGAGUCUAGGAAGAAUAAGUGAACAAUGACUUUCUACUAUCUGAGUGCAAUAGGACAUCAUUAGUUGAUGUAUUUUUAGUUGCAGUGUAUUGUGUAUUGCAGAGUUGCGUUCUGUAUUUAUUUGUCUUGAUCUAGAAGUGGGUCUGCAAUGAAUAAGAUUAAUGAAUUAUAUGAAGUGGCAUGCAUUGGACAUGUUGAAUUGGCCUACCACACUAUU
This is a messenger RNA of Corticium candelabrum, 833 nucleotides long. RefSeq names its product 3-beta-hydroxysteroid-Delta(8),Delta(7)-isomerase-like. NCBI's taxonomy places the organism in Eukaryota, Metazoa, Porifera, Homoscleromorpha, Homosclerophorida, Plakinidae. Bases 21 to 638 code for a protein of 205 amino acids. Gene Ontology annotation, molecular function: C-8 sterol isomerase activity; steroid Delta-isomerase activity; cholestenol delta-isomerase activity. Gene Ontology annotation, cellular component: membrane; endoplasmic reticulum. The transcript has 4 exons. Gene Ontology annotation, biological process: cholesterol biosynthetic process. The record is from RefSeq and is a predicted model, not a curated record.